This is a messenger RNA of Ipomoea triloba (trilobed morning glory), 426 nucleotides long. RefSeq lists its product as uncharacterized. Bases 1 to 426 code for a protein of 141 amino acids. The transcript has a single exon. The record is from RefSeq and is a predicted model, not a curated record. NCBI's taxonomy places the organism in Eukaryota, Viridiplantae, Streptophyta, Magnoliopsida, Solanales, Convolvulaceae.
AUGUUGAGCUCUUUGAUCGAGGAGAACAUUUGUUUGGCAGUAGCAGUCCUUUACUAUACCUGGAGAGCGCGGAACAAGGCAGUGUGGGAGGCUUUCUUACCGACGCCGAGGAGAGUAGUGGAGUCUGCAGCGGCGACGUUACAUGUGUGGUCGGUGGCGUCUCCUUCUCCGCAGCCGCAUGGGCAGUCUACGCCCUCGGCUAGUGCAGCUUCACACGGUCAGUCUGCAGAAAAUCACAUACCAAACCAGCAGAGGCCAAAAUGCUACUUCGACGGAAGCUUCUCCCCAGCAACGUUGAGGAGGACGUUCGGGGCAGUCUUGGUGGUGUCGGACAGUAUUUUCAUGGCGGCAUGUGCGGGUCCUCUUCCCGAUUGUUUUUUGCCCCUUAUGGCGGAGGUCUUGGCGUGCAAGGAAGUGUUGUCCUAG